Cyprinus carpio (common carp) is the source of this 1987-nucleotide messenger RNA. Its product is annotated as heparan sulfate glucosamine 3-O-sulfotransferase 6. NCBI's taxonomy places the organism in Eukaryota, Metazoa, Chordata, Actinopteri, Cypriniformes, Cyprinidae. The record is from RefSeq and is a predicted model, not a curated record. Gene Ontology annotation, molecular function: [heparan sulfate]-glucosamine 3-sulfotransferase activity.
GGGUGCGAGAUUAAUGGGUAACCCUGGUCACCCAAAGCUGCACAACUGCGGGACCUCAAGCCAAAGAGGUCCCAUCAGUCCAACAAAAAAGAACAUAAAGUUAUCAUUCGUAAUGUUACUUCUCUGGAAAAGAAAUCAUCGCGCAAAUAUGGCGUGCAUUUGAUUUAGUGACUCUGAGGCGCAAAAAAAGAGUAAAUCUCACUAAAUGUUUAGUCUUGCAACAAAACCCCGUUAUUUUACAUUUAAUACGGCAUGAUUCCUCCGUUUAACGUUUUGUUCCUUGCGACGCAAAGACACUCAUGGGAUGUUGGACAACGAGUUGCGACUUCGGACACCUGAAAGCGCACUCCAAGGUGUCCGUGCUCUUUACCAUGAUCCUCAUAUUCACAUAUUUGUUCUACAGUCUCACCGGAUACUGCGAUUCCAUGCCGAGUCCACUGUACGUCCAUCAAAAUUUCAGAAGCAAACUUUUCCUAAAGGAAGGGAAGAAACUCGCGCACUGGAACGGCUCCAUCGUUCGCGAACUCCCCGAGCAGGAUGCGACAGACGUGGAAGAUGAGAAGCGGCAGCGAGGUUUAGCUUAUGACACGUACAACAAUCUCUCCGUGUCAAACAACUUUGGGACCAAAGAGUUUCCUAAGGCGAUUAUUAUCGGCGUGAAAAAGGGAGGAACGCGCGCGCUUCUGGAGUUCCUGCGCGUUCAUCCAGACGUGAGAGCCGUGGGCGCGGAGCCGCACUUCUUUGACAGGUUCUAUGAGAAGGGGCUCCAGUGGUACAGGAAUCUAAUGCCGCGUACUUUAGACGGCCAGAUCACCAUGGAGAAAACACCCAGCUACUUCAUCACCCAUGAAGCACCUCCCCGCGUCUUCUCCAUGAGCCGCAGCACCAAACUCAUUGUGGUGGUCCGUGACCCCGUGACCCGGGCCGUGUCAGACUACACUCAGACUCUGACCAAAAGCCCCGGCCUGCCAUCCUUCCAGAAUCUGGUCUUCAAGAACUCCACCACGGGUCUGAUCGACACCUCCUGGAGCGCCGUGAGGAUCGGCAUCUACUCCAAACACCUGGAGAACUGGCUCAGGUAUUUCCCGCUCGCGCAGUUUCUUUUCGUGAGCGGCGAGAAGCUGGUGACGGACCCCGCGGGGGAAAUGGGCCGGGUGCAGGAUUUCCUGGGACUCAAACGAGUGGUGACCAAUAAGCACUUCUACUUUAACCAGACUAAAGGCUUCCCCUGCCUCAAAAAGCCAGAAGGAAGCAACAGACCGCGAUGCCUGGGGAAAUCUAAAGGCCGACCACAUCCACACAUACCAGCAGAAGUGCUGCACAGACUCAGGGAUUUCUACAGGCCUUUCAACAUGAAGUUCUACCAGAUGACUGGUCAGGACUUUGGCUGGGACUGAACAUUUGCAGGACCCUUUGUGAUAAUGCACAAAGCAAUUAAACUGUCUAUUUAUGACUGAUUGGUGUUGGUUUUCAGUAUCUUCACCCUGAGUACUCUCAGAAAUUGCUAGUAAAUUUCACAAUUAAUUAAAAAAAAAAAAAAAAAAAAAAAAAAAAAUGCAAGUGCAAGUGCAAACAAAGAGAUUGCUGUCCACACACUGAAUGAAUGUAAUCCAGACUGGAAAAGGUCUAGCAAAAAUAUAUCUUAUUACAUAAACAUCAUAGUGUACAGUGUAAAUGAAUUAACAACUAAACCAGCACAAGCAAACAUUUCAGCACAUUGCUUUUUUUAGUGCUCACAUAACAACAACCAUUCGCCCUUUUUCUGGAUUACUAAUUAGAGAUAAUUAGCUGGGUUAGCAGGUGGACGUCAAAGAAAAUGUGGCAAUUAAACUAAACCAACAUAUAUACAAGAACAACAAAAUAGUAUACAUUUUAUAAAUAUGCAAAUCAUACAAACAGUGUUUUUAAACCAAAUUUUAAUAAUAAAAAAGAUCAAAAAUAUACAAAUAAUACAAAUAAUACAAAAAUGCAGUCAACACACCCUUCC